ACCACUCGUUGCCCAACUCAGGCCAAAUCAAGCACAAAGGACACAGGAGCACGCGCACACAGAAAAGAGGAAGCAUGGAGAAGAAGGCACUGGCCUUAGCUCUCCUGGUGUCGGUCGCCCUCCUCCUGCGAGCGCCCCAGCCGGCAACCGCCCAGGUGUUCUGCCGGUCGCAGUUCAACCUGGCCAACGAGGCGUGCAGCAUGCGCAACUUCAUCCCGGGCGGCCCCGGGGUGCGGCGCGGGGUGCUGCCGCGGCUGCAGCAGCAGCUCAACGAGACCGCCGUCGUCGAGCAGCAGCUCAACGAGACUGCCGUCGUCGAGCAGCAGCACCGGAGCGACGACGACGAAGACAACAACGAGAGCGGCGGGAGCGGGAGAAGCCGGCGGUCGUCGCGGCACCGGCACCAGCACCAGCACCGGCACAGCGAGGAGGGGGGAGAGGAGGACCCCCGCGACACGGCGUGCUGCCGCCGCCUCAUGGGCCUCGACAACUCGUGCGUGUGCCAGGCCACCGCCCGGCUCCCGGCCUUCAUGAACUCCGUCAGGCACUCCAUCACGCUCACGCCCAUCGAUGGAUGCGAGAUUUCCUUCGACUGCCCCGGCCCGCUCUUCUAGUUCCAGCCGCCGCCUCGCCGGAUCAUCACCGCCGCCGUCUCCUCAUUGAUGGUCGUCAAUAACUUGUGAUUUAACUUGUAGUUAGUAACUAUGUUCACUAUCAUCAGGAUAUAGUAUGUGUGUUAAGUCACCAAACAUAUGUAUCAAGCAACUGUGAAUUCGAUCAUAAAGCCCAGAAUAAAGGAGAAGAUUUGCA
Setaria italica (foxtail millet) is the source of this 810-nucleotide messenger RNA. RefSeq lists its product as uncharacterized. NCBI's taxonomy places the organism in Eukaryota, Viridiplantae, Streptophyta, Magnoliopsida, Poales, Poaceae. The record is from RefSeq and is a predicted model, not a curated record. The transcript has a single exon. Bases 75 to 614 code for a protein of 179 amino acids.